Molecule: messenger RNA, 1680 nt
Organism: Syzygium oleosum
Lineage: Eukaryota; Viridiplantae; Streptophyta; Magnoliopsida; Myrtales; Myrtaceae
Product: probable metal-nicotianamine transporter YSL8
Exons: 3
Coding region: 1-1680 (559 amino acids)
Cellular component (GO): membrane
Molecular function (GO): oligopeptide transmembrane transporter activity
Source: RefSeq, a predicted model, not a curated record
AUGAAGGUGACUGAGGAUGGUGAAAGGAUCGACCUCAACCAAAACGAUUGGCCUCUGACUUAUAAUAAGCUGAAGGAAGAGGCGGGCAAUGAAGAGAAACCGCACGAAUUGCAUUCCGUAGAGUUCUUAUUCAAAAACAAGGAGAUCCCGCCAUGGCAAAGCCAACUCACAUUGAGAGCUUUAGUUGUGAGUUGUGCAAUGGGAGCUUUCUUAACCAUUUUUGUCAUAAAGAUGGACCUGAUGUUGGGACUAAUCCCCCCAGUGAACCUCUUUGCUGGAUUCUUCGGUUUCCUCAUCAUAUCGACAUGGACAAAUUUAUUGAGCGCAGCUGGCUUGAUGGGCCAGCCAUUCACGAGGCAAGAGAACGCUGUCAUUCAAGUAUGUGUCAACGCCAUCACGAGCGUUUCUUAUAAUGGAGGCUUUGCAACCCAUCUUAUUGCCAUGAGUGACGCUGUCGCGAAGCAAUUCCCCGGACCGGUCAAUGCCAAUGACAUGAAGAAUCCCAGCUUCGGGUGGAUGACAAUGUUUCUUUUGCUCUCUAGUUCUGCCGGCCUAUUCACUAUGUUGCCUCUUCGAAAGGUCUUCAUUGGCCUCUCCAUCAUAAUUGGUGGUGGAAUCUAUAACCUGAUAAAGAUCAUUGUUAUUGGGUUGACCAAGCAUAAGAAAAGCGACAAUUCUUCUGCUUUGCCUGUCGAGAACCCUUUCCAUGGGAAAACCCCUGUCCCCUGUGAUGAAGAGGUUAGAACCAAAACCUUCCUCAAGGACCAAAUUCUGAAGAGAGUGGCGAUCGGCAGCUAUGUCACAAUAGCUAUUAUAUCCGUAGCAGUUUUAUCAUUCAUCUUCCCCGGUCUCAAAUGGUACCAAGUGUUGACCCUGUACCUGAUAUCCCCCUUGUUAGGAUUCUGCAGAGCCUACGCGACCGGUUUAACUGACAUGUCGAUAUCAAUGUUUUAUAGAAAUCCGGCCAUCUUAAUCUUUGGUUCGUGGGCCGGAAAGUCCAGCGGCAGCGUCCUAGUUGGGCUUGCCGCUUGUGGGAUACUCAUGAAUUUCGUGGCGGCAGCUUCCAAUAUGAUGGAGUCCUUCAAACUAGGGUACAUGACACUUUCCUCCCCCAAAUCCCUGUUCCUGAGCCAACUGAUUGGGACUAUAGUGGGCUGUUUGGUCUCUCCUUACAUCUUCUUGUACUACAAGAACCACUACCCAAAUGGGUUCGGAACACCUGAUUCCGUGUUUGCAGCUUCCUGGGCCAGCGAUUAUAGAGAUACCGCCAUGCGUGCAGCAAAUGGGUUCUCAACACUGCCAAAGCAUUGCCUCAGUCUUUCUCUGGCGUUCUUUUUCGCAGCCAUUCUCGUCAGCUUGCUCCGAGACUUGACGCCGAAGAAGUGGAAGAGUUUGAUACCGAUACCCAUGGCGUUCGCCGUGCCAUUCAAUGUUGGAGCUUAUCUCAGCAUUGACAUGUGCGUUGGGUACUUGGUAUUCUACCUGUGGAGGAGGAAGAACAAGGCCCAAGCCGAGGCACUGGCUCCUUUCGUUGGGUCUGCCCUGAUGUUUGGAGAUGGGUUGUGGAUGUUUCCUAGCACAUUACUCAGUAUGAAAAACAUAAUUGCACCAAUGUGCAUGAGAUUUCUGUCCAAGGAGAUGAGUGCCCAAGUUGAAAAUUGCCUCAACAGUGGUUCUUGA